Coffea arabica (coffee) is the source of this 1540-nucleotide messenger RNA. Lineage: Eukaryota; Viridiplantae; Streptophyta; Magnoliopsida; Gentianales; Rubiaceae. The record is from RefSeq and is a predicted model, not a curated record.
AUCCUAGCACUAGCAGUCGAAGUGCUCAUGGUUCCGUGUUCAACCUCUCCAAUUCUUUGGCCUUUUCUUGCCAGUUCCCAUUUGCAUGCCUGCAUAUGUGAGCACCGCUGCUUGUGAUCAUUAUGGAACAUUAAUUAAUAUAUGCAAUUCUUCGAUCAUCUUCAUUUUUCCGUCCCUGUUCUUUCUUUCUGCUCUUCCUCUUCUGAAUAGUCACUUGUAAUCUUUACCCGUUUUCUAAACGUUCGCCGGAAAUACAACUGACGGGUUUUCUUUGAAGAUCUGCGCUGAGCAAAAAGAAGAGCAAGAUGAUUCAUAAAAUUACCAGCAUUCGUAAUUUGAUUCAACCUUCCGCAUUAAGCUCUCUUAUAUCAAAGUUGGGAGCUAGCAGCUAUGCAACUCAGGCUGCAUCUUCUUUACAGCAAGCCUGUGAACCGCCAUCAGCCUAUAGCAAUGACGAGUAUGCUGAUAUUGAUUGGAAUGGUCUCGGAUUCGGUGUUAUACCAACUGACUAUAUGUACAUCAUGAAGUGUCCCAGUGAUGGAUAUUUCCAGCAAGGCCAACUUUGCCGAUAUGGGAACAUUGAGUUAAGCCCUUCAGCAGGGGUAUUAAAUUAUGGACAGGGAUUGUUUGAGGGUACGAAAGUCUACAGGAAAAAAGAUGGAGGCCUCUAUCUAUUCCGCCCAGAUCAGAACGCCACCCGAAUGCAAAUUGGUGCUGAAAGAAUGUGCAUGCCCUCUCCAUCCAUUGAGCACUUCAUCAAUGCAGUGAAGCAAACUGCCUUGGCUAACAGGCGUUGGAUCCCACCUCCAGGAAAAGGAUCACUUUAUGUUAGGCCUCUGCUCAUAGGAACAGGACCUGUACUUGGUUUGGCUCCAUCACCUGAAUAUACAUUUCUUGUCUAUGCUUCGCCUGUUGGAAACUACUUCAAGGAAGGAACUGCACCGAUAAACUUAUAUGUGGAGGGUGAGUUUCAUCGCGCUUCACGUGGAGGAGCCGGAGGAGUCAAAAGCAUAACAAAUUAUGCUCCAGUCUUAAAAGCAAUACAUAGAGCAAAGGAUAGAGGAUUCUCUGAUGUCUUGUACCUAGAUUCACUGAACAAGAAAAACAUUGAGGAGGUCUCUUCUUGUAACAUUUUCAUUGUCAAGGGAAAUAUUCUUUCAACUCCAGCAACUAAUGGCACCAUCCUUGAAGGUGUAACACGAAAAAGCAUCAUGGAAAUUGCAAAGGAUCUUGGAUACCAGGUUGAAGAACGUACCAUUCCGGCGGACGACCUAAUCGAUGCUGAUGAAGUAUUCUGCACAGGAACUGCGGUUGGUGUUGCCGCUGUGGGAAGCAUCACAUACAAUGGUAAAAGGUCGUGCUGUGCAGAAGAUUAAGCAGGACUAACCCCCCCAUGAAGAUGAAGUUACUCAAGAGCUAUAGGAACAUUUUCUGAACUUUAAUUUGCUUUCUCAAGGUUCACAACUUUGUUUGGAUGAAUAAGGUAUAGAGAGUCAUCAGUAAUUGGUUUCUUCCGUUUAUGCAGGACUGAAUACGAGAU